Messenger RNA from Paramacrobiotus metropolitanus, 2194 nucleotides. Its product is annotated as DBH-like monooxygenase protein 1. Gene Ontology annotation, molecular function: dopamine beta-monooxygenase activity; copper ion binding. The record is from RefSeq and is a predicted model, not a curated record. The transcript is spliced from 14 exons. Bases 88 to 1926 code for a protein of 612 amino acids. Lineage: Eukaryota; Metazoa; Tardigrada; Eutardigrada; Parachela; Macrobiotidae.
GCGUUCGUUAAGCAAACAUAACAACAAAAACGUUCGACGAGAAAAUUAUACCGUCUCGUCGUAGAACGUUUUAACGGCCACCGGAAAAUGUACAGCGGAGUGUUUUUAUUAAUUAGCGGACUAGUGUGGUCCGGUGAGUGUUUGCCGCUAAAUCACCGUCAAACGUUGCCGGUGGAGAAUUAUGGCGCGGCCGCCGGGAAAGCGGCGGAGAUCGCCUGGGGCGCCAAUGCGACCCAUGUGGAGGUGCAGUUGACCUUCCCGACCGGCGGCUGGGUGGCCAUGGGGCUGUCGCCCAACGGCGGUAUGGACCAAUCGGAUGUGCUGUUCGGUUAUGUUGAUGCGAAAACACAUGAAGUUGUCGUACAGGACCGUUGGUUAACGGCUGAUAUGGCCACCUACCAAGUCAACCUAGAGAUGGACAAACAACAGGACUGGCAACCGGUAUCCGGCUCGAAGAACGCUAGUUACACGGUGCUGCGCGCCGUCCGCCGCCUGAAGACAUGUGACGAGAAAGACCGCCCGUUCACCAACGCUGCCGGUCCCGUGAUUUACAGCUACAGCUUCACCCAGCCCACCAGUCGCACGGCAGCCGUCCGUAAGCAUGACGUCCGCGGCUCCGUCAGCAUUAAUUUCCUGCAGAGCAAGGAGGAGGACAGGAGCAAAAUGCUGAAGGAUGUCAAUAAAGUCCUGGAGUUCCGCAUGGACAAUGUACAUGUUUCCAGCGAGGCCAGCACACAAUACUGGUGUACGCUGACGCAGAUGCCGGAAUUCGACAAGAAAUACCAAUCUAUCGCCCAUGAGCCGUUGAUAAACCAAGAUAAUUUGCCGCACAUCCAUCACAUGUUAGCCUACACGUGCGACGACAUCCCCGAAGAGCAGAUGAAUGAGAAGACGUUCUUGUGCGGCCCGGAAGACGGAUCGUUUGUGAUGUCGUACUGCAAGAAUCUGCUGGCUGGAUGGGCCAUGGGCGCUGCGCCAAUUGCGUAUCAGCCGGCUAACGUUGGCCAGCCUUUCACACCGGAAAUGUCCGGCAAGUAUGUCGUUGUCCAGAUGCACUACAACAAUCCCGAUCAUGCCGAUUUUAAUGAUGAUUCCGGUUUGCGAAUGAUGCUGACCGAUAAAAUGCGAACAUACGACAGCGCAUCGCUGAUGAUUGGCGCUCUGGAAUUGGACUUUGCUUUUACCCUGCCACCGGAACAGAAAGUAUUCCAACUGCAAGCACAGUGUUCGGAUCAGUGCACUUCAGCAGCGCUUCCCAAAGAUGGCAUCAAGGUUUUCGGCAGCGUAAUCCACAUGCAUACAAGAGGUGUUAGUGGCGUUGUGCGUCACUUCCGCGGACAAAAAGAACUACCACCAUUGGACAUGGACCGUGCCUACGAUUUCAACUUGCAAGCCGGACGGGAGAUCGAUCCGCCACGUGUUAUCCUUCCGGGAGAUCGAUUAGUUUUACAGUGUAACUACACCACCGCCAACGACACGGAACCCGUUUUCGGCGGAGAAGGAUCAAUGGAGGAAAUGUGCCUGGCAUUUUUAGAGUAUUAUCCGAAAACCGCGAUGCACACCUGCGGCGCCAGCUACCCGGUGAUGAAAUACCUCACGAACGGCCUCAUGAUGGACCGCAACGCUUUAACAUCCAUCGGCGCCUCUGUUUCGAGCCAAGCGCGCCAAGCAAUGAGCGGCGGUGCCAACACAAACAUGAUGAUGAAGCAGGAGAUGAUGAGUGAACUGAAAGGUCCCGUGUCGGAUUUUAUCAACGAGAUCUACUGGACACCGGAGAAGGCCAAACCGCUGCAGGAUUUCUAUUUCGCUCGCAAUAAUUACAUCGGAGUCUGCGUUAUGGACGAUGGAGUAAAGCGAGUCGACAACGAUAAUCCACCACCGAUCCGACCGUACGUCUUACCGCCACUCAAUGCCGGCUGUCCAUAAAUGAAUAGCGUAACGUCAAACGAUAACGCGGAAGUCGGAUAAUGCUUAUCAGCAUUUUUGUAUUGCCUUUUUGUUAAACAGUUAUACCGGACAUGAUUGAUGUGUUCUUAACGAAAAUGUGUUCCAGCGUGAACGAUCUAACUAUAAUUAUAAUUUUACCUGGCUUAUCUUUCUGCACGCCAGCGCUUGUAGUUACUCGGUGUCAGUUUUAAAGUAACUGGGAAUAAACAUUUAUGUGGUUUUUCAAAAUAAGAAAUCAUAAACAGCA